CAUGGUUUGUAAUGUUCGAGCGCGCUUCUAUUCUCAAAGAAAGUUCUCUUCUUCACCGCUGUCUUGAGGUCGGGUAAUUUAAAAGCUUGAAAGGAAGGAUAAUAUAUUUCUUACAUUUGCGUUUAGUGUAAGAUUGUGUCAGGAAUCUUACAGUAUUUUACUACUACUGCAAAUGUGAAUGUGAAAACGCACAGUUUGUUGUAAUCAACUUCUUAACCGGGGUCGUUAGCUAGCCGGGUUAGCUUGCUAGCUAACUGAAGACAAGCUGCUAGUAUAACCUAAUUCCUCUGUCCUCACAGGAUAUAAUCGUAGGAUAGAAGCUAGAGCUCUUAAAAUACGAAUAACCGAAAGAGUGUUUCAUUGCUUAUUAAAGUUAGUCAAUUUAGAGUUAAAUACAGAAGUCUUCUGCAGAGAUGGCAGAAAGACCCGAAGAUCUUAACCUGCCCAACGCUGUCAUCACACGUAUCAUUAAAGAAGCACUGCCAGAUGGCGUAAACGUAUCUAAGGAAGCAAGGAGAGCCAUCUCCCAGGCGGCCAGUGUUUUUGUGUUGUACGCUACAUCAUGUGCUAACAACUUUGCGAUGAAGGCUAAACGGAAGACCCUGAAUGCUGGGGAUGUGAUGUCCGCUAUGGAAGAGAUGGAAUUUGAGCGGUUCAUGCAACCCCUCCGCGAAGCUCUGGAAGCUUACAAAAAGGGGCAGAAAGGUAAAAAGGAGGCCUCUGAACAGAAGAAGAAAGACAAAGAGAAAAAGAGUGAUGUGGAAGAGAACGACAAGAAUAAAGAUGAAGAGGAGGAAGAGGAAGAACAUAUGGAUGAGGAGGCGGAGGCAGAGAAUGAGGUUGAAGAUGAAGAGGUUGAAAACUGAAGACCACCUGCUUCUUCACCACCCAGUGGAAGUGCCCUGGUUUUUGAGGGCCUUGAUGUGAACUGUUAGUUGCCUAAUGAGCCUGUGGUCUAUAUGGUGCAGCAAGAGGGUUUUGUUUGUACAAUCUGUGCCACAGUGGGAUAUGUAGUUUAGGAAUGCUUUUGAAAGCAAUCUGCGAAGUUAAGACAGUACAUGUUAAGUUGGUGGCUUAAUGUUUGUUUCUACACUUUGUAGAGGAUCUACACUUGUGUGUGUAUGGUCCCUAAGAAGUACUACAUCCAACAGCAUAAACACUUCUCAGGGUACCAAAUUUGAGGAGCCUUUUGUAGGGCAUUGUGUCCAACUGUGGUAGAGGCACAUUAAAUGCCAACCUUUCUGGUUAAGUUAAAACAAUUUGUACUUUUUAUAUUAAAAGUUGUUUUGUAAAA
This is a messenger RNA of Alosa alosa (allis shad), 1294 nucleotides long. RefSeq names its product polymerase (DNA directed), epsilon 3 (p17 subunit) (gene pole3). The transcript has 4 exons. Gene Ontology annotation, biological process: heterochromatin formation; leading strand elongation; DNA damage response. Gene Ontology annotation, molecular function: chromatin DNA binding; protein heterodimerization activity. NCBI's taxonomy places the organism in Eukaryota, Metazoa, Chordata, Actinopteri, Clupeiformes, Clupeidae. Bases 414 to 866 code for a protein of 150 amino acids. Gene Ontology annotation, cellular component: CHRAC; epsilon DNA polymerase complex. The record is from RefSeq and is a predicted model, not a curated record.